AUACAGCUGUGAGUGGUUUAAAAGAGAGAGGCGUCUGUGCAGGUGAGAACAGAGGAAGAAGACAUUCACCUGUACAACACUAGAGACACACAGAUAUCAAACUUCAACAUGAAGUGGCUCACUGUGCUUUGUCUAUUGGUUGUGUGCUUUGUGUGUCUCAGUGUCGCACAAGUAUCUUAUGACGACUGCUGUCUGAAAUAUUCUAAAAAGCACAGCCGAACUAUUCAGAAACAUGCAGUUCGUUACAGAAUGCAGGAAGUGGAUGGUGGCUGCAAUCUUCCAGCUGUAAUCUUCACCCUGAAAAGAGGCAAGGUCUACUGCGUUGACCCUGCUGAGAGAUGGGUCCCAAAGCUCAUCCGGAGUCUUGAAAGUAGAGCCAAAAAGCACAAAAAACGGCCAUACAAAGGUUGAAGGCAAUAUAAUUAAACCAAGUCUUAUCACGCUGUUCCAGUCAUAGUUUAUGGAAAGCCAUUAAAGAAAAUGGGCAGCUUAACUUUUGCUUUUGCUGUGCAGGACAUAACAGCACCACUUUAGAAUAUGACAAACUGUUGAAAAAGGGACCAUUUUAAAGAGGUGCGUCUCUAUAUGUUAACCCCGGUUUUCUUGCCUUGUGCCAAAGUACUUUAUAAGCUGUUUGGAGUGACACAUGUAAUGUGAUACCUUAUAAUAAAGUUCUACUAAAUCUUUGUCAA
This is a messenger RNA of Periophthalmus magnuspinnatus, 692 nucleotides long. RefSeq names its product chemokine (C-C motif) ligand 25a (gene ccl25a). The coding region runs from base 109 to 411 and encodes 100 amino acids. The record is from RefSeq and is a predicted model, not a curated record. The transcript is spliced from 5 exons. NCBI's taxonomy places the organism in Eukaryota, Metazoa, Chordata, Actinopteri, Gobiiformes, Gobiidae. Gene Ontology annotation, biological process: cellular response to type II interferon; positive regulation of GTPase activity; monocyte chemotaxis. Gene Ontology annotation, molecular function: chemokine activity; CCR chemokine receptor binding. Gene Ontology annotation, cellular component: extracellular region.